Messenger RNA from Lemur catta (Ring-tailed lemur), 757 nucleotides. It is a transcript of the gene WFDC11, whose product is annotated as WAP four-disulfide core domain 11. The transcript has 4 exons. The record is from RefSeq and is a predicted model, not a curated record. The coding region runs from base 337 to 594 and encodes 85 amino acids. Lineage: Eukaryota; Metazoa; Chordata; Mammalia; Primates; Lemuridae.
CAGGUCCACAGUGUGCUAACUGUAUCUAUACUGCCUGCAGCAGAAAGAAAAAGAAAGCACUGCUUGAAUGGGAAUUCAGGGACAAUGUUCUCUACGUACCCAACUUAUGAUUUGGAACAGAACUCACAGAUCUGCUAUGACCAGAAGCGUAACUAAAAUCGGAGUCAUUGAAAUUCGUUCUGCUCACCACUUGCCCCCUGUGUAGGGGCUUUAUAGUUCUUAGAGGUGAGGAAGAAGAGCCACCAGUCAAAUAGUUACCAGCACCUCUACCCAGGACAUCUUCAGAGGAAGAAAAAAAAUCUCGCUGACAACAUAUUUCAACGUAUAUUCUGACGCAUGGUCGGCAGUAUGAAGCUAUGUAUACCUCUACUCAUGACAUUCUUCUGUGUGGUGCUACAGUCUGUGCUGGGAGGAUUGCAGAAAUACUAUAUUUCAGCGAAUGAACUAUUACUUGAGGAGUGCUGGAAAGAGCCAAAGGCGCAAGAAUGUGCCAGCAGGUGUUCUAAAUACAUGAGAUGUUACAACAGAAAUCAAAAGUGCUGCUGGAGCCAAUGUGGAUACAUUUGCUGGCAAAAUGAUGAAUCCUUGCCAUGAUUGCUAAAACCCAAACUCCCCACUGGCCCUCCACCUGUGUAGGCUGGAAGACAUUUAAGAGGCCUCAGAAGUGUACUGUGUGGCUACUUUUAGGAACACCAGACUGUUCUUACUGAGGACUAGGAAUGAGCAAACCUUUGUCAAAUAAACUCAUUUACCAAGA